AUGAGUAAAGGAAAAAAUACAAAUAAUCGAUAUGAUCAAUUAAAUAAUGAUACAGACAGUAUUAUUGUGAUUUUUCAUGUUCUCCUACCAUUUAACGUUAACCUUACUUCGUACAAGCCUGCAGUGAUUGGAAGUUGCGAAGUUUUAGGAGAAUGGAAGACGCCCAAAGUAUGGCUUCGCAAUAUUUCACCAUCUACCCUUUGGAUUUCAGAUCCUGUGUGCAUUCCAAAAAGUUCAAAUAUUGAGUAUAAAUAUUGUCUAGAAUAUUCAAGCUAUGCAGGGUGGAGAAAAGAAAUUAAGUAUGACAUG
This is a messenger RNA of Racocetra fulgida, 309 nucleotides long. The record is from the annotation of a GenBank genome assembly. NCBI's taxonomy places the organism in Eukaryota, Fungi, Glomeromycota, Glomeromycetes, Diversisporales, Gigasporaceae.